AUGGUUGAAGAUUCAAAAGGCAGAUUUAACCUCCUCGGCCAUCUAUCUCUCUAUCUCUCUAUCUAUCCAUCUAUCUAUGUUCAUUUUCUAUCACCGAUUGUUAUCUGUGUUCAUAGCGUCAUUCUCUUUGAUUUCCAAUCGUGUCUCUGUCUAUUGUUGCUUGGCAACCCAUUUAGGAGAAGGAAAACCUCCGAACAACAACCCGCAACUCAAGGUGUUAAUCAAACCAAUUAUUCUCAACAAUGGUGUUGUUUUCUACGGCUCUUGUCGCAACAAUGUUUUUAUUUCCUCUCUGACUCACGCAAGCCGAGAUUUUUCUCUCUAUCUCUUUCUAUGGGCGUUUCCUUCUUCUUGCUUCUUUUUUUUUUUUGUCAUUCCUUCUCGUUUGGAUUCUUAGGUUCUUCUCAUCGAUGUCUGUUCCCCCCCUCUUUCUCUUCUUGGAAUUCUUCUACACUUCUUCUUCGACUUCUUCUUCUUUACAUUAUCAUCAUCAUCAUUGUCAUCAUCAUAACCGCAACAAAAACUAUCAUGAUCAUCGUCAUAUUAUUGUUAUUGUUAUUAUUAUUAUUUCAUCAACACCAUCGUCUUCUUCACUAUCUUCUUCUUCUUCUUUCACAUCAUAACACAUUUUUCUCUUUCAUCGCGUUAUCGCCCUCUUCUUCUUUUCCACCAUCUUCCCUGUCAUCAUCUUUUUCUUCACAACGACCUUCUUCUACUUCUAUAAUCAACUUUUUCUUCAUCAAUUUUUAUUUCUCUCUCCCCUUCUCUCUUUCUCUCUCUCUCCCUCUCUCUCUCUCUCUCCCUCUCUCCCCCCAUAGUGAAACACUGGAUCAUUUUCUGCAUUUGGGAUUGGCACAGCCUAUCAAAGCCUUCAUUAUCUCACUCCUUCUACUCGCACAUACACUUGAUCUCUUUCUUCAUUUGCUAUCGGCACAGACUAUUAAAGUGAUUUUCCUGAUGGAAGACUCUCAUAUCUAUCUAUAUCUAUCUAUCUAUCUAUCUAUCUAUCUAUCUAUCUAUCUAUCUAUCUAUCUAUCAAAUUAG
This is a messenger RNA of Acanthosepion pharaonis, 1044 nucleotides long. The record is from the annotation of a GenBank genome assembly. Lineage: Eukaryota; Metazoa; Mollusca; Cephalopoda; Sepiida; Sepiidae.